Messenger RNA from Drosophila busckii, 1002 nucleotides. RefSeq names its product receptor-binding cancer antigen expressed on SiSo cells. NCBI's taxonomy places the organism in Eukaryota, Metazoa, Arthropoda, Insecta, Diptera, Drosophilidae. Bases 126 to 770 code for a protein of 214 amino acids. The record is from RefSeq and is a predicted model, not a curated record. Gene Ontology annotation, cellular component: secretory granule. The transcript is spliced from 3 exons.
ACACUGCCACACACUACACAACAGAACACAACAGAACUCAACGCGUAUUUUGUUUUGCAUGUUGCGUUUUUUAUUAACAUUUUUUAUACCUUGCCACCUGCGCACAAUAAUAAUAAUUAGGACAAAUGGUGCUACAACAAAUUAAACUGCUGCUGCUGGGCAUUAUAACGCUCUGCCGGCGUGCGCUUUGCUGCUUCUCAAGACGCCGCAAACUAAGCCACAGCGCUGGCGACCAACUGCAGGCCGUGACAAUAGGCGGCGAUUUUGCCACCACAACAGCCAGAGCGGCGGCAACAGCGAAUGGCAGAGAGCGUGACUGGAAUAGCUGGGACGACAGUCCACGUACUGUGGAGGAGCACAUAGAACAGUAUCGCCAGCGCAUGGCGCAACCAGCCACGCCGCCCAAAGAGGAGCCCGAACCGGACUUUUUCAGCGAGCUGACACCUGUUAUAAAGCCGCAGCCAAAAUAUUAUCUCAACGAUGCCACAGGCGCAACAGCGGCGCCCACAGACUUUACACGACUGCAAGCAACCGAUAUGGUGCCCAUUAGCGCCAAUCCUGAUCUAGAAGACUGGGUGGAUGACAAUGCCGGCGGCUGGGAGGAGCUGGAUACCUCACAGACCAAACAGAUUAUACGCGAUAAGCGACGCGAAUUGCGAACUCAGCGUCAGCCGGCAGCUAAGCCCAGUAUGCCCAGCAUAGGCGCUCAGCGCAUUGGCGACCAGCAUCAACACCAACAGCAGCAUCAGCAGCAGCAGCGUCUGGCGUAGUCCACAGUGCACAGUGUCCACACCAAAACGUUCCUUAACUUAUAGUUGAUGUUUCUUUUUACGCUACGCCUACGCUAAUGUUCGACUUGAUUGACUUGGCACAAUAAAUGUGUCACGUAGUUUAUUUGCUAUAUGCCUUUCACUCACACUUCCUGCUGCAAUACUUCCUCACGCGCUGCGGUUAACCCAUUGUUGCCCAAUUAACUUAGAGCCACGCUUCACUGCCGCCCAG